This is a messenger RNA of Kockovaella imperatae, 1188 nucleotides long. Its product is annotated as D123-domain-containing protein. The record is from RefSeq and is a predicted model, not a curated record. The coding region runs from base 1 to 1188 and encodes 395 amino acids. The transcript is spliced from 5 exons. Lineage: Eukaryota; Fungi; Basidiomycota; Tremellomycetes; Tremellales; Cuniculitremaceae. Gene Ontology annotation, cellular component: cytoplasm.
AUGCCAGUGCCCAUACGUCAAGUUGAGCACGAGCCAGAGGUGUUCCCUUUGUUGACUAGAUCAGAAGUAGAUGCGACGAGGACAUCAGCUUGGUACGAGACAUUCGAGGAUUUGACGAUUCCUUCUCGGAUCAUCGAUUUGGAGACAUUGGGAGAAGAAGAGGCGUUUCGAGAUUGGCUCAAUGGUGAUUCUAUCUUCCUCCCCCAAGAUAGCGAGAAUGUCAGCUCGAUCUCGUCAUCGAGUUUUGAUGCGACAGGGUCUAAUUCCGACUCUGCCCCAGUGUACCAUCUACCCAAGCUCAACACGGCCAUUCGAACAGCUAUCCAAGCGUUUGGAGGCUCAGUCUUUCCCAAACUAAACUGGACAGCACCAAGAGACGCAGCAUUCAUCAUCCCCCAAACCGAAGGAGGUCCAUUAUACUGCAAGACACCAGCGGACGUCUAUCUCGUCCUGAAAUCUAGCGAUUUCAUUUCUCACGGCCUUGACUACGCUCGAGCAUACGCUAGCGGCUCGUCAGAUCUGGUGGAGUAUGCAGUUGAGGACCAACAAAAUGAAACCGAGGAAGUCCCUGUAGAAAUCGUUCUGAAGAAAUACAUCCAAAUGAUCCCAUCGCGCGAGUGGAGAUGCUUCGUAAGGGAUGACGUGCUGCUAGGUGUAUCGCAGCGAGAUACAAACUUUUACGACUUUCUGCAAGACUCUGACGCGAAACGACAAGUCAUAGACGCUAUCAGAGACUUUUGGGAAGAUGAAGUCCGUCUGAACUUCACUACAGGCGGAGGAAGUUAUAUAUUUGAUGUCUACUUAUCUGCGGAUAUGACCCGAGUGACAUUGAUCGACUUCAAUCCCUAUCGAAAUUCGACAGACCCACUCUUAUUCACAUAUGAGGAGCUCUUGUCUAUCCUUUUAGCUCAUCGAAGACGAUCUCGACAAUCAUCGCCCCUACCAUACGGCCUGGCCGAGCUUUCUUCAGAUGCAGCUGGCCUCCACGUCAGGCUGCCCAUCUUGAAAAUUGUGGAAUCUGCAUCGGAUCCCGAAGCGAACCGGACGACACCUGCUUUCGCUGGUAACAUGAUGCCCUUAGAUGUGAUGGCUCUCAGUCAAGGACGGAACAUGGGAGAGUUCAAAGAUGCUUGGGAAGAAGCCCUUGCAAGGGGGAUGGAUGAUGUUUCGAGCGAUGACGACGAGUGA